AUGGCAACACCACCAUUAUCACGGCACCACCUCAAACAAUGGCGGAGAUUUGUCAAUGAAUUUACUAAAGAGAAUGAUGGCAUUGAUAAUGACGAUGAUGGAGAAGAAUCUGAAGUCUUCGUGAACAGCGAUGAAGGUUUCACAGAAGAUAAGGAAUCCGAAUUACUUUAUAAAAAAGUCAAGUCUGAUCUAGAAGCCUAUGAGUUGUAUAACAAUUAUUCAUUCAAACACGGAUUUGGUACCCGAAAAGCGAAGCUAGAGCGUAGGGCAGAUGGAGUGACCAUUCGAAAACGUACAAUUACUUGCUGUUAUGAAGGUUUUAAGAGAGUGAAGAAGUUUGGCGAAGAACCUAAAGUUUACCAGAAAAGAGACUUUCGAACAGGAUGUAAAGCUUUCAUUCAGUUUGAUGUUGACAAGGAAUCUGGAUUGUUUAUUGUGGCUAAACAUCAUAUGGUACAUAAUCAUAGUAGAGUUCCGAUUUCAAAGAGGCAUAUGAUUAGGUCACAUAGGAAGGUUUCUGAGGAACAAGUUGGAAUGCUUAAUAGUCUAAUUGAAAAUGGUAUUAGCGUGGCAAAUGCAAUCUGUGUUUUAAAGAAUCAAGUAGGUGGGGAGGUCAAUCUUGGGUUUCUUUAUAGUGAUGCAUAUAAUGUUUUAGGUUCUAAGAAGAGAUCAAAGUUUGAUGGCUGUGAUACAAAGCAACUACUCAUUUAUUUCAAGCAUCGAAAGUCCAAUGAGUAUGACUUUUAUUAUGAUUUUGAUGUCGAUGAAGAGGGUCAUUUGCAGUCUUUCUUUUUUCGUGAUAAUCGGAUGAAAGUUGAUUAUGAUGCUUUUGGAGAUUUGUUGGUUCAUGAUACUACAUAUCGUACAAACAAAUAUGCUAUGAUAUGUGGUCCAUUUGUGGGCAUGAAUCAUCAUAAUAACAACGUUAUGUUUGGUGUUGGGUUUUUGAUUAAUGAAACGUGGGAGUCCUUUGUGUGGUUAUUCAAUACAUUUUUGAGAUCCAUGGGAGACAAACAUCCAGUUACAAUAAUGACUGAUCAAGCUAUGGCAAUGGCUAAAGCAAUUAGGAUAGUAUUUCCCAAUAGUCGUCAUCGGUUAUGUACUUGGCAUAUCAAUGAGAAUGCGAAGAAAAACAUCAAAGGACUCAGACAAAAAGAAGGGUUUACUGACCUUUUUGAUAUUGUGCUGAAGUAUACUGAUACAGUUGCAGAGUUUGAACAUUAUUGGUCAAGCAUGCUGGACAAGUUUCAAUGCCAAGACAACAAAUGGAUUAUGAAUCUGUAUAACAUUAGAGAGAUGUGGUGCCCUGCGUAUUCUAAGGACUACUUUAGUGGAGUUUGGGCCGAUAUUGGGUUAUUGGAGCAUGCAAGAAAGAUUUACACUAUUGCAUUGUACCUAAUGUUUGAAGAUAAUUUCAUUAGUGGUGUACCUUGCAUUGCUAAUGUUAUUGCAAUGCAGCCUCCUCUAUAUGAAUAUCAUGUUGGUCAUCCUAAGAAGGAUUUAAUAAAGCAUAUUGUUGCUUUUGAUGAGUCCAUGGUUACAGUUGAUUGCACUUGUAAGUAUUUUGGUGAAGUUGGGCUACUUUGUAAGCAUUCCCUUCGUGUUUUACAUUUGAACAAUAUCACCUACAUUCCAUCGAGAUAUAUUGUGAAGAGAUGGACAAAAGGUGCAAUGUGCGCUAGGAUUGAUGAUAAUGAUGUGGCUCAUGAAGGUAUUACUCCUCCGAAUGUUUGGAGGUUACAUAACAUUAGGACCUUCAUACGUAUUGUUGAUCGUGCGCAAUAUGAUACGAGGACUCGAAAUGUUAUUGAGGAGUCUAUUGAUGAGUGUACAAAUAGGAUUAAUUUGUUAUUGAAACAAGAUGAUGAAAAUGUUGUGCAAGAAUCUGUUGAGAAUCAAGAAGGUGAAGUUGUUGAGAAUCAAGAAGGUGGUAAUUUGUUGGAGCAAGUUCCAAUUGAAAAACCUGCUGAAAGUGAAGUUGUGAAUGAAAAUCAACAAGAAGUGAAAGACCCGAUAAAGAGAAGGAAGAAAGGAUAA
Molecule: messenger RNA, 2037 nt
Organism: Chenopodium quinoa (quinoa)
Lineage: Eukaryota; Viridiplantae; Streptophyta; Magnoliopsida; Caryophyllales; Amaranthaceae
Product: protein FAR1-RELATED SEQUENCE 7-like
Exons: 6
Coding region: 1-2037 (678 amino acids)
Molecular function (GO): zinc ion binding
Source: RefSeq, a predicted model, not a curated record